Molecule: messenger RNA, 2599 nt
Organism: Hermetia illucens (black soldier fly)
Lineage: Eukaryota; Metazoa; Arthropoda; Insecta; Diptera; Stratiomyidae
Gene: Snmp2
Product: sensory neuron membrane protein 2
Cellular component (GO): membrane; cytoplasm
Molecular function (GO): scavenger receptor activity
Source: RefSeq, a predicted model, not a curated record
ACAUCAAUUUAGCCGCUGGCUGGUACCUUUCCAUUAUUUGCAUGCCCGUGAUGCUAGUGUUAGGUGCGGAGCCCGGUCACCGUGAUUUCUUUCGUUGAUUGAAUCAUAGUUGAGCUCGCGCAUACACGGUUUGCGCUAUUACGUCCGGGGCCCGAAUUUGCGCUGAAAUUCGUAUUCCGCUCGUGACUCCAUCGAAAAGGUAAAUUGAUGAGUCCGCCCGCCAAUGCAAGUUAUGGGAGAGCAAAAUUUCGGUUGUUUUUCUUUGAUUCGAUGAACUUUCACUUCACAUUCAGUGAAGUCUAGUCAACCGGAACGGAACGGUCUACGGAAGCGAAACGUCGAAGUUACGGCGGAAAGGUCAUAAGUGCAAGUAUUAAUGAUACUAAAUCGCUGAUAUAGUGGCUUCUCCCAGGGUUCGCAUUUGUUCCCUGAAGUGUCUGAUUCGGUGAUGUGCAGAGUUUGCAUAGCGUGAUAUCUUUCAGGUUGCAUUCCUAUAAAGUUCUUGUGUAAAGGGCGGGUAGUGCAAGGUAAAGUUCUCUCUGGAUUACGAAGCAGCCAUGGUGCAGUGGUCUCUCGUCACAGCCGGAAUCGGGGUGUUCGCGGCUACAUGUGGAGCCAUUCUUGGAUGGGGUGUCUUCCCGUGGAUGGUGCAUAAGAAGGUGGCAGAGAGCGUUAUCAUCAAACAAGGGACACCACAAUAUGAAAGAUUCCUAGCUCUCCCGCAACCGCUAUUAUUUAAGGUCUACAUAUUUAAUAUUACAAACCCACAGAAAGUACAAGAAGGUGAACUGCCAAUAGUAAAAGAGGUUGGACCCUAUGUAUAUAAGCAAUUUAGAAAAAAAAACGUUAAAGAAUUUUCUGACGAUGGAACGUCGGUAACAUACACACAGCAACAGUUUUACGAGUUCGACGGGAAAGCAUCACAACCCCUUGUUGAAAGCGACCGUAUUGUUGCCCUAAAUAUGCAAAUGAAUGCAUUUUUACAAGUCUUUGAACGAGAGUUAACAGAUAUCUUUAGAAACUUUUUAACGAAAUUCAAUAGAACACUUGAUCGCACACCUAUUGUCCGAAUACUUAAGCGACUUCUGGAUAGGAUACGUGGGAAACGUAAAUCUGUCCUGCAGAUUGCCGAAAAUGAUCCUGGCUUGAAUCUGUUGAUGGCUCAAAUUAAUGCUAAUUUGAAUGGCGUAUUCAAUAGUCCGACCUCAAUGUUCGUCUCAACCACUGUGCGUGAAUAUCUUUUCGAAGGUGUGCGAUUCUGUAUCAAUCCAACAGGACUAGCCCGUGCCAUAUGCAAACAGAUCAGGGAUAAAGGGACCAAAACGAUCAGGGCGUUAGACGACGGAAGUUUGGCGUUCUCAUUUUUCAAUCACAAAAACCGAACUACCGAUGGUGUCUACGAAGUGCACACAGGUCUCAGAGAUCCGGAAAAGGUACUGGAAAUCGAAAAAUAUGAUGAAUUGGAUUCUCUUCAUGUUUGGCUCAACUCGUCCACCGGUUACCCGUCCGUCUGCAAUAUGAUAAACGGCACUGACGCGUCCGCGUAUCCCCCAUUCCGUCGACCUGGUGAUUCAAUGUAUAUUUUUAGUGCUGAUAUUUGUCGGUCGGUCGAAUUGUAUUACCAACGAGAAACUAAAUACAAAGGAAUCCCGGGAUUUCGUUAUGUCACUCGUGGCUUUUUAAAUGAAAUCGGUCCAGAAUAUGCAAACGAGUGCUUUUGUGUAGACCGGUUAGUGAACGUUACCAAAAAGAAGAAUGGUUGUUUGUACUCGGGAGCAUUGGAUUUAAGCGAAUGUAUAGAUGCCCCAGUCAUACUGACGCUACCUCAUAUGUUGGGAGCCGCGCAAGAGUAUAGGAAACUGGUUAAAGGAUUGGAGCCGAAUCUAAAAAAACAUGAAACAUUCAUCGAGGUGCAACAUCUCACCGGGACACCUCUGCAAGGCGGCAAGCGAGUGCAGUUCAAUAUGUUUCUGAAGCCAAUCAACCAAAUUACACUCACUGAAAACCUGACGACAUCGUUGGUUCCCACUAUUUGGGUGGAAGAGGGCAUCGCUCUCAACCAGGAAAUGGUCAACGUCCUGAAGAAGAGCCUCAUCAACACGUUGGCUGUUCUGGACAUUGUCCACUACACUCUAUUCAUCGCAGGGAUAAUUGUGGCCGUAGUGUCGGUAGUCAUAUUUAUAUCACAAAGACAGAAACGCGUUGCUGUGAAAUGAGUUCCCAGCGAUCUGGGAAUCGAACUUCAGUGAAUAGUUCUUUGUUGUUAAUAUUUUGUUAUUAUCAUUUCUCUUUUAUUUUAUUGAAUAUCUUAAAAUAGUGAAGACAAAUCUGUGAAUACACAAUUAACUUGUGAUUUUGAUUAGAAUAGAAAAGUGUGAAUAUGAUCAAAUAAGCGCCAGUGGAAGCAGACGGGUUGGAGUUUCUGUAUACAUAUAUAGAGGCGAAUCCAGGGGAAUAGGCGUGAGUCAAUGCAAUCGUUACCUCUCCUCUACUUUUGAUGUCACCACCAUUUAUCCAAUCGUGUCUAUUAAAAGAUUUCGGUUACUUUACUUCGUAGGACACUACACAACGUUUGAUUGGUGUAAAAUAAAAACAUGAU